AUGAGGAAUUUAACAGUUUGGAAGUCCUCAUGUACUAAGUUGGAUUUAAAAUGUGACGAAUUCAGCGACAUUUCAUUCAAUAAUGCUCAAGCAUUCCUCAUAGAUGAUUUCGGUCAAAUUUAUUGCGCAUUUUCUCAAGGAAUUUUGCAGUUUCCUUCCCAAACCGUGGAAGUAUUUCGACUCGAUUCUCAACACAUCAUUGAUGCAAUUUCAUGGGCUCCCGAUCACCAUUUAUUAAUUUCAAUUUCAUCAGAUCUACUUCAUUUUUUCUCGCGUGAUUUUCAAUGUAGUGGAAUAAAGUCACUAAUUUCAAGUGAAAUUGGAAGAGAUCAGCUAGUUAGCUUAGGAUGGGGAUCAAGUGAAACUCAGUUUCAAGGCGCUGGCAGAAGGAAACAGCAAGAGAAUGAAUAUGAGACAGAAGUGUUGGAACACGAUAUUGGUAAUACAUUAAUUAGCUGGAGUGGUGAUGCUACAUAUUUUGCCGUUAGUUAUGUCAACAGUCUAAAAAUAAGGAAAGUUUCCAUAUGGAAUGAUGAGAUGGAUUUGAUUAGUUGUCUCGAACCUUUGUCUGGUAUUGAACAAAGUCUCGCAUAUAGGUACUUCUUUUUUUCUUCUGCUAUAUCUGUGAUUUUACUUCAUUUUUUUUCCGAAUUAUUUUUAGCACCACCUUUCAGACCAUCUGGAAAUUUAAUUGCCGUUAGCCGUGUUAAAGGCAUUGUGCGAGAAAUUUUCUUUUUUGAGAGGAAUGGUCAAGUACGGUCGAGUUUCAAACUGCCAGAUGUUAACAAUGAUUAUGUGUCAUGGCUGGGAUGGAAUUAUGAUUCAACUAUUUUUUGUAUUCAUUUAGCCACUUUGAACUGCACUUUAAGAGAAGGUUUUUUUUUCUCUAUUUUCGUUUUUAAAAUCAUUUUUGUGGCAUACUUUGAAGGUUUGCAAUUCUUCAUCCGCAGAAAGAUUCAUUUAAAAACUUACAAUCUGUGCGAAACAUGUGCUUUUUUAUUCCUAAAUAAUUUCACGAUAUUUGUGAUUACAGUUCAGUUUUGGUGCGUGAGCAACUACGACUGGAUGUUAAAAUAUCGGAUAACUUUUUCAAAUCAUCUGCUAUACAGUCGCUGGGCCAAUUCGAGUCCAAAUGUUUUUAAAUACGUUACUAAUGAGGGAUUUGUAUGGUCUAUUGAAUUCAGCUUCAUUUAUAAUAUUCACGAUGGAAUAGUUCUCGUAAUCAAUGGACAAAAUGUGCGAGUAACCGACUUAACCUCGGGUGUUGUUCCACCCCCUAUGUGUCAUUAUUCUAUGGAGUUUCCCGAUACUGUUUCUGCUAUUGCUCAAUGUGGUGCUGGUGCUGCUUUCUUUCUGACUAAUCACUUUUUUCACAUAUAUGAUCUCAUAGAGCGAAAAUAUUUCUUUAAACUUAGCAAACAUUUUGACGUCUCGUUUGCUGCACCUUUUCUUUGUACCAAUAUCAGUUUUACGGGUCAACAUAUUGCAGUACUUUUGAUUUCAUGUGAUAAUCACAGCAUUAUUGAGAGUACAGUUGAUAACUUAGAUGAUUGCUCUGUGUCUUACAGCUCAGCUGUGCCGAUUUCAUGGCUUCAUUCGGAGAAUUCAAAUGUUUUUAUUCAGUCAAGAAGUAGGGAAAUAUUUUUGUUACAAUACAGGCAGCUCAACUUACUUUCGCAGCCUACAGAAGGUGUAAAUGACGAAAUAUUAUACAAAAGAAAUAUUGAGACUAUUUAUUUACGAUCUUUGUUAAUAAAUUUACUGAAAAAACUGAUUGAUUCAUUAAAAUAUGUUGAAUGUAUACAUCUAAUGAAGCGUCAUCGUAUUGAUAUGAAUCUGUUGUACGAUCAUAAUCCUGAGCUUUUCGUACAGAAUAUUGAAUUUUUUAUUCGCUCUGUAAAUAAUAGCGAUUUAAUCAACUUGUUUCUUUUGGCUUUGAAUGAUGAUGAUGUAACAAAAGGAAUGUAUGCAGAUUGUUAUUCUAUCAGUGAAAAUAGGAAUGGGCUGGAAAAGAAGAAUAAAGUAAAUUUUAUCAGUGAAUCUUUUCGAAAGUGUUUGGAAAAAUUCGAUGAAAAAGAAUUAAUUCGCUUAUAUACCGUUGUUUUAUCAACCUAUCUCAAUGUCACACCACCGCAAGUAACCCGAGCUUUACAAGAUCUUCAGAAGAGAUCAGGCUUUGACGAAAAGAAUUUAAAGAAGAGCUGGAUUGAAUACGUUGGUUUACUUGUCCCCAGCGAAAAUUUAUUCAGAGAAGCGUUAGGCGUCUAUGACCUUUCGUUAGCUCUAGAUAUCGCGCACAUCACAAGUCAAGAUCCAAAAGAGUAUUUGGCAUUAUUAUCGUAUUUCCAAUCAGUGACGCCAGAGUAUUACCAGAAUUAUCGCAUUGAUUUAUACUUAAAUCGUUACGAUAAAGCACUUGAAAAUAUUGCCAAAGUCGAUGAAAAAUUUGAUGAAGCAGUACAAUUUAUUAUCAAUCAUAAACUUUAUUCCAAAGCUUUAGUGGUUUUCCAGGAUCAAACAUCAUUUCACAAGAUUUGUUAUAUUUAUGCUGAUUAUUUGAUGAAAAAAGGUUCGUUUAAAGAAGCUGCUAUUCUUUUUCGUCGAGAAGGAAGCCUAAAAAUCGCUUUAUCAUGUAUGGAGAAGUGUUAUGAUUAUAAUGGUUAUGUAGAAUUAUGUGUUGAACUUGGAAUUUCUGGCGAACAAUGCAGCAGUUCAUUAAUUAGGAUGGUACAGCAUUUUAAGAAUGUAGGGCGAUUCCACGAUGCCGCUAAUGUACUUUGCCUAAUGCAUGACGAGGCGAAAGAUUUACAAAUUCUAGAACUUUACUGUCAAGCCAAUAGCUGGAAUGAAGCUGCGAAGAUUGCUAGAAAAAUUCAUCAACCGGAUUCACUCAUUUUACUGAAGAAAAUGGUUUAUAAUCGGUAUUCACAAUUGAAUGAUUUCAUUACAAAAUCAACUGAUGAUAUGAAACGAUACAUAAAUAGGUUGAACAUUGUUCGACAAAAAAAGAAGGAAGCCAUUGAAAAUGCUAUCAUAUAUGAUUAUGAGAAUGAAGAACUACUGAGUGACAUAUCAACAGUUGUCUCCCAUAUUUCGAAAUCUUCAAUGAAUACUUUGGUACGUCGCAAGAAGAAAAUGGAAAGGAAAAAAACUACACUCAAAGAAGGUAGCUCGUACGAAGAUGCGGCGCUUUUGAAUGCUCUUAAAUCUCUCAUAAACAAUAUAGAUACAAUUCAAGAUGAACUCGCACCAUUACUUGUUUUGAUGUUUGACAUUGAUCUGUUAGCUGAAGCUCGAGAUCUUCAGCAAAAAUACACAGAACUCUUGCUUUUUGCGAACAAAUCGAUUGCUACAGUAUGGCCUUGCCAUAUAUCGCUCCAUUUGCUUACUGGACCUUGGCAGGAAUUGUACCGAACAGAAGAUGGAAUAAUAAGAGUACCAAACGAAAUCAGGAUGCCAAAUCGAAUCGCUUUAAGUUCGGAACUGAUUGCACCUCACAUCAGGGAAAAUGUGUCUUGGCGACUUCAGUUUCUACAAUCUUCUGUAACAUAG
This is a messenger RNA of Dracunculus medinensis (Guinea worm), 3552 nucleotides long. The record is from the annotation of a GenBank genome assembly. Lineage: Eukaryota; Metazoa; Nematoda; Chromadorea; Rhabditida; Dracunculidae.